Molecule: messenger RNA, 1486 nt
Organism: Haliotis rufescens (red abalone)
Lineage: Eukaryota; Metazoa; Mollusca; Gastropoda; Lepetellida; Haliotidae
Product: protein FAM177A1-like
Exons: 5
Coding region: 33-518 (161 amino acids)
Source: RefSeq, a predicted model, not a curated record
UCGAUGUUCGGAGCUUACUAUUCCUUGCCAAGAUGUCGGAGUCAACAAAUGCGUCUCAGAAAACGACUGAUUUCACGAACGUUCCUCUCAGCCAUGGCGAUUGUCAAGACAAAGAGAACCCGAAGAAGAAGCCAAAGCGUGUACUGCACUUCAGUGAUGGUAUCCUAGAGGAGUACUCCACAGACGAGGAGGAUGUACAGAUCAAACCAAAAGAACCAUCUGUCGACCCAAAAAAACUGUCUUGGUUGCCAUGGUUCUGGUAUUGCUUGAUGACAGCAUCAGCUCGCACUCUAUCAGUGGCAGACCUGUGUGGAGAGAAGUUGGCCUGGUUUUUCGGCAUCACAGCUCCCAAAUACCAGUACGCCAUUGAUGAGUACUACAGGCUCAAGGAGGAGGAGGACAAGGACAAGGAGAUGAUGGAGCGUCAGCAUGCAGAACUUUCCUCGAUCAACAUCCAGGUAGUGGAGCAGAGUAAAGUCCCCCAGCAGCCUGCCUCCCAGUCCCCCCUCAAAUACUGACCACGGGACAAGCAGAGAACAUACAGAAAUCCAUCCCUUAUACCUAUUUAUUGUACAGUAUUACAUGAAACUGGAAAAUAGGAAGUGAAGAUGUACUUGGGGUUCCAAGGUAAACUAAUGAGUCCUCGAUGUCAUAAAAAUAUUUGAGGGUGUGUGUUUUAAAAAAAAUAUAAUGUAAUUACAUGUUUAAAAUUCAUGCAAUUAUAUUAACGAUUUUGGUAACAUAUAGAAUUAUGCCAAUUUGAUUGCAUUGUGGUACUUGCAUGUACCCGGUAAGCAGAACCCUAUAAAUCCAGGUGGAAGGGAAGCAAUAAAACAGCACUAUGACAGUUUACAGUGCAGUGUUUCAGGACAUAAAAUACAUUGUGCAACAUUUGUAUGCACUAGGGUUACAUAAUGAGGGAUUUUAUGAACAACACUUUAUCUCUUUCUUUUCAAUGUUCGUAGACUUUUACUUGGAAGGGUUGAGGCUUUUUAACUUAAGGAGGAUUAGUUAUUUCAAAAAGUGUUUUCAAGGCAUGAACGACAAAAUAGUAAAAACAAUUUUUACGAUCUCUGAUUUAUUUAACUAUUAGUCUUUUAAACUUUCAUCUGUCCUUGAAAAAGUGUAGGUAGAACCUCUGACCUCCUGUAAAGAACAGUGUUAUUAAGGUAACUAGAUACAAGUGUUAUGCUCAAUACACUGUAGGAUCUUAAAUCACAAGUCUUAGUGUGGUAACAUUAUGACAUGGUAAUGAUUUGAUGUCACAAGUUCACUGAGUUACAGGACAGUGGCAAUGCCUAGUGGCUAAUUAGCUGUAGCCCAUCAGGCCUUAGACCCAGGUUCGAUUCUCCACAUGGGUACGAGUGGCCAAGACGUCUGAGGUGCCGCGAUUAGCUGUGCAGAGUUGCGUCCCUUGGGCACGCCAGAAACCUAUAAUUGUGGGUUCGAAUCCAGGUUCGCCCCGAUUAUGUUUCAAGGUUUGUCA